AUGGACGGGUCCUUUGAAAAUCAAAAUGUAAAAAGCACGAAACGACAAUGGACUCCUGAAGAAGAUGCAUUAUUAGUGCAAGGAUUGUUGAAAUUGGUGGAUGAUGGUUGGAAGGCUGAUGCGGGCUCAUUCAAACCCGGGUAUACUAAAGUAUUGGAGAAAUAUAUUCACGACAAGUUUCCAAAUUGCACAAUAAAAGCUAAUCCGCAUAUUGAAUCAAGAGUGAAACGUCUUAAAACAAAAUAUUCUGCAAUUAGAGGCAUGUUGAGUCCAAGUGCUAAUGGCUUCGGAUGGGAUGAUACUCGAAAGAUGAUUGUAGUAGAGAAGGAGAUUUAUAGUCAAUGGUGUAAGUCUCACCCAACUGCAAUUGGUUUGUAUGGAAAACCAUUUCCACACUUUAAUGCCUUGGAUAUUGCAUUUGGAAAAGAUAAUAAAAUUUCUUCACCCACCUCCUAA
Messenger RNA from Vicia villosa (hairy vetch), 456 nucleotides. RefSeq lists its product as uncharacterized. Bases 1 to 456 code for a protein of 151 amino acids. The transcript is spliced from 2 exons. The record is from RefSeq and is a predicted model, not a curated record. Lineage: Eukaryota; Viridiplantae; Streptophyta; Magnoliopsida; Fabales; Fabaceae.